AUGUUCUCCCGUGGAACACGCUGCUACUUGGCCAUAGCAAAAUCGGAUCUCGACGCAUACAACAUAGAGGCAUUGGCCGAGGAGGUCAUCCUAGAAAGCAUCCGUCUCCUCAAAACCUCGUGGCCGAAGCCCGAUCGACUUCAUGAAGCCAAAUUCUUUCACAAAUACGAAGAGAGACUCCGUGACGCCAAAAAGGAACGGCCACGUGGGGUACCAACGCUUCUCGCCAGUGGGGAGGAUGUUACUCGCCACCAUUGCAGAGGCACCGAAAACCAAUACGCGAUGGCGGAGUUCAGUGUGAGCGAGUCAGAAUCUUUAAACGAGGACGAUGCGGCGAAUUUCUCUGAACCCGUCGACGAUUUUGAAGUGGAGGAGUAUUUGGGCAUCUCCGACCUGGUAGACAAACUCGGCGCGGUGCUUCAGAGGCUUAAUAGUCCCUCUGAAGGCAAACCUGACCAACGUGGACCAGAAACCCGUCGCCUGGACUGGCUCUUACUCAAAGAGGUUGCAAAGGACUUGUCGAGUGCCAGCGACUCUUAUGAGUUCGCCACUGCUAUGUGCGAUGCGGUAGAAGUACACCGGAGCCUAUAUGAGAUUGGUCGCAUUAUCCACAGAGACAUUUCCGCUGGCAAUAUCAUGAUCGCGCUUUCUACAUCUGAAAAGCCGCGCGGGCUUCUCAUUGACUGGGAAAUGGCCAAAGACACGACGGACGAUCAAUCGGAAAUCCACGGGAUUAUCACCGGCACAAUGAAAUACAUGUCACUUGCUCUUGAACAUGCACCGUUGCACCAAGCGUGGCAUGACCUAGAGUCUUUCUUUUGGUUUUCAUCGAUGCCAAAGGCUCAGUCGACAAUCCUCCUUGGGCCACACCGAGAAUCGCCAAAUGCGCACGCACCUUUUCGACUCCGCAACACGCUCGAGCUGAGAGCGGGGUUGCUUAGGUCUCCAGAGACGCUACGAAAGCUAAGGGAGGGCGCCGCUGAGCGGUUUGCUCACUGGAGGGAAAUUCUCCAUGCCUGCGACGAGAUGGACCGAGGUGCUUGGGCGAUCCCAAUAUCUCUCUCAGAAAAAGAAUCUCGAAUGGGAACUCCGUCUCUCUCUCGAGAUGUCACCAUUGCCUUUAACAACGGUGUGGGCAAGAACCGUGCAGCGACAAACAAGUCCUCAGAGGUUCUAGCAUCUAUGGAAGGUGGAGAAGCCAGAGGCGAUGAGAAACCCGCUCUGGCCGAGCGCACCUCUGAUCCAUUCUACUUUAACGAUGUCCUCGACGUACCUGACCCACUCCACAUCCCUACCUUGUUCCGACUGUCCACUGCGUUGCUGGGUGCAUUUGGGAAAAGGCUAGUCUCUUCCCUCAUCGAGAGGCCAUCGGCACGGCAGAUGGGUUCUGGGAGCUACGAGAAGCUAAAUGAUGACGAGGAGACCGAAAUAGAAGGUAGCUGGACUCUGAGCAAGUGGGGUAUCGCUGGCCUGGCGUUUGCCAUAGGGUAUUACGCGGCUCGAUUGCUCGCCAAAUAG
This is a messenger RNA of Serendipita indica DSM 11827, 1518 nucleotides long. Lineage: Eukaryota; Fungi; Basidiomycota; Agaricomycetes; Sebacinales; Serendipitaceae. The record is from the annotation of a GenBank genome assembly.